AUGACGUCACCAGCAAUGAGCCGCUGUGCCCCCACCCGCCACCUCCACAACGUCACCUUCCUGGUCAUCUGUUGUAGCGCCAUGACGUCAUUUCUCCUUCUCCUCCACGUCACACAGACCGGAAGUCCCAGGCACACAGACCUGCUCAGUGACGCGACCUACGAUGACGACACCCGAGGUUUGAACCAACACGCUGGAGCAACAAGGCCGCGCCGUGAGAGAACUCCGACCUCGGGGGUCAUGCCGGACAUUUCAGAGGUCACGACCCUUCACCCUUCACUCCGUGAGUUCCUCGCGAGGCCCGUGAUCAACCCUCACCCAUUCACCUACCUGCUCACCCCAGAGCGCACGUGCGAGGCGGGUCACGUGACCUUUCUCUUCAGCGUGCCGUCCGCGCCCUCCAACUUCCAGCGGAGACGAAAAGUACGGCGAUCCAGUCUGGCCACAUUUGCGAAAAACCCUGGAAACAACGCGUCCUUGUUGUUCUUCCUGGGCUCCCCGCCCGGUCACUCUAAGCGAGCCAACAACACCAGGGCUCAGAUCUACAAAGAGGCCAGGAACUACCAGGACAUGGUUCUGGAAAACUUCCCAGAUAUCUACAGAAACAUCCGCCUCAAGGCUGUAUCCAUGCUCAAGUGGACGAGCACGUAUUGCCACACCGCGCUCUACGUCAUCAGAACGGACGAUGACGUGGGCGUUGACGUCAUGAACCUGGUGCAGGCAAUACGUCACGUGGGGCGGGGGAGGGACAACUUCAUCUUAGGUCACGUGGUGGAGAAUUCCAAACUCAUCCGGCGGGAGAGUUCCAAAUAUUUCAUAUCCCGAGAAGAGUACGCGGAAGAUACGUGGCCAAAGUUUGCCCUAGGCGGGGUGUUGGGCUACCCCGUCAAGACGGUGAGACUUUUGUACGAGGCUUCACUCAGGGUCAAGGCCGUGUGGCUGGAGGACGUGUACAUUACGGCUCUGUGUGGGCGGGCGGUCAAUGCCACGCUCCUGUCUCAUCCUCUCUUCACCUUUGUGCACUGA
This is a messenger RNA of Aplysia californica (California sea hare), 1026 nucleotides long. RefSeq names its product lactosylceramide 1,3-N-acetyl-beta-D-glucosaminyltransferase-like. The transcript has a single exon. The record is from RefSeq and is a predicted model, not a curated record. Lineage: Eukaryota; Metazoa; Mollusca; Gastropoda; Aplysiida; Aplysiidae. The coding region runs from base 1 to 1026 and encodes 341 amino acids. Gene Ontology annotation, molecular function: hexosyltransferase activity. Gene Ontology annotation, cellular component: membrane.